Molecule: messenger RNA, 953 nt
Organism: Coccinella septempunctata (seven-spotted ladybird)
Lineage: Eukaryota; Metazoa; Arthropoda; Insecta; Coleoptera; Coccinellidae
Exons: 4
Coding region: 33-953 (306 amino acids)
Biological process (GO): proteolysis
Molecular function (GO): aspartic-type endopeptidase activity
Source: RefSeq, a predicted model, not a curated record
CUCGCUCACGCUGCGUCAUAUUGGGUACGGCGAUGGUCGGGGUGCAAACAUAUGAUGGAACGCAAAAGAAAUUUCGCGCACUGCUAGAUUCCGGUUCAGAAAUUUCUAUAAUAUCGAGAGGAUGUUAUAACGCUCUAAAUAUUCCUCGAUUGGUUUCCUCUGUGGUUAUAAAUGGCGUAGGUAAUACGCGAGUCGUAAACAAAGGAAUAGCGCAAAUUAAACUUAGACCUAUUGGUAACUCAGAUUUAGUUUUGGCGAUCGACGCGGUAAUUUUGCCCGAAAUAUGUGAUAAAAUGCCGACUUAUCGAUUAGAUAAUACUUCGUGGGGGUAUUUAAAAGAUCUGCCUCUGGCAGAUCCGCAGUAUUACGUACCGGGUGAAGUUGAUAUAUUGUUGGGCUGCGAUGUGUUCGCCAAUCUUUUGUUGAAUGAGACAAUUUCUGGAAUCAAUGGGGGUCCUAACGCUCUUCGUACUAUUUUCGGUUACGUCUUGUUGGGAAGGAUCGAACACGAACCGAUCGCCUUGCAGGUCAACUCCUUCCUUAACACAAUCUCUGAAGAUUUUUUAGAUAAUUUAAUGAAACAGUUUUUUGAAAUAGAAACAGUACCGGACAGGGUCACCUCUCCUCCAGAAGGUGAAUACCAGCAGAAAGCCUUCGAGCUGCUGAUACAAAAACUCACUGAAUCUCCGAUACUGGCCUGUCCAGACUUCACCCAACCGUUCAUUCUGCAAACCGACGCCAGUGACAUGGGCCUUGGAGGUGCCCUAACACAAGUGAUCGAUGGAGAGGAGGGAGUAAUCGCCUAUAAAUUACCCACCUGCAAGUCACAUGCCGGCUUCGAGAGUCCCAACGUCCGUGCAACCAGGUCGGAAGGGGUGAACCAGUCCAUUGAGCCCCCACGUCGAGCUGUCGGAGGCUCUCCACCUGUUGCAGCUCCCAAGAAUCCUGGAUAA